Messenger RNA from Dermatophagoides pteronyssinus (European house dust mite), 5323 nucleotides. RefSeq lists its product as uncharacterized. Gene Ontology annotation, molecular function: transcription factor binding; DNA-binding transcription factor activity, RNA polymerase II-specific; RNA polymerase II cis-regulatory region sequence-specific DNA binding. The record is from RefSeq and is a predicted model, not a curated record. NCBI's taxonomy places the organism in Eukaryota, Metazoa, Arthropoda, Arachnida, Sarcoptiformes, Pyroglyphidae. Gene Ontology annotation, cellular component: transcription regulator complex. Gene Ontology annotation, biological process: regulation of transcription by RNA polymerase II.
UGUUUUUUGUUUAUUAUGGGAAAAUUAAAACGUAAAGAUAUUCAUCAUCAACAACAACAACAACAAGUUACAAACAAUUAUCAUCAGCAUCAUUAUCAUUAUAAUAAUAAUAAUCGAUUCGCUUACAAUAAUAAUCAUCAAUCAUCACCAUCAUCAAUAUCAUCAUUAUCAUCAUUGUCACCGACAAGUUCAUCAAGUGUAUCACCAUCAUCUCGUACAUCAUCACCAUUAUCAUUAUCAUCAACAAUAUUAAUAAAACAACAAUCAUUACCUUGGAAAUCUCCAACAUCAUCAUCAUCAUCAACGUUAUUUACAAUUUCAGAUGAAGAUUCAGGUAUAAUUGAUAGUUAUAGUAGUAGUAAUAGUAGUAGUAGUAGUUGUAAUGGUGGUUCAACAUCAACAUCAUCAUCCGCAUCAUCAUCAUUAUCAUCGUUAUCGGAUAAUUCUUCUUCUUCUUCUUGUUUGGAUUUAAAUUUACAAAUAAAUUCAAUGAAAAAAACUAAUAAUUUAUUACAAACAAAUAUUCCUGUAACAAAAGUUGCAAGAUUUAAUUUAAUAAAUAGAGAUUCUACUACCAACAACGUUGCCGCAUCAUCUAGAUUAAAUCAUCAUCCAUCUGGUGGUGAUGGUGGUGGUGGUGGUUAUAUCAUGACAAAUAUAAAUGGCCAUGUUAAAAAUAUUGCAAACAACAACAACAACGCUGUUAACACUAACGCAACACGAUUAUCAUCAUCGUCAUCGUCGUCAGUGGUAACUAAUAAUAAUAAUAUUGGUGUUAAUCAUUUGCAACAUCUUCAUCAUCAUCAACAACAUCAACAUCAACAUCAACAUCAUAAUCAUUCACAUAAUCAACAACAACAACAUCAUCAUAACCACCUGUUGCAUCAACAACAACAACAACAACAACAAACAGUAAAUAAAGCUCAACCAUUUUCACGAAGAACUUUAAAUUAUUUACCACCACCGCCUACAAAUUUUGGAACAACAACAUCAUCAACAUCAUCAUUACAUAAUCAACAGCAAAUUAAUAAUAAUAAUGUUUCAUCAAAUUCAUCAUCAUCAACGUUAUUAUCGUCUGGUUGUGGAAUAACAUCGAAUCUAUUAGUUGAUAACGGUAGUAGCAGUAAUUCAUCAUCAAUAUCGAUGUCACAAACAACAACGACAACAACAAAUCAACAACAACAACAACCAAAUAGUGUUUCAAAUUCGUUGAAUAAUAAUAAUAUGAUGAUUAUGUCAUCCCCAUCAUCAUCAUCAAGUUCGUCGAUUCGUAAUGGUGGUAACCAAAAAUCUAAUAGCCAUUCGAAUCAUAAUCAUUCAACAACAACAACAGCGUUAGGAAUGAAUCCACAUCAAUAUAAUCAAAAUAGUAUAAUUAAUAAUCGUUUUGCACCAUGUGCAUAUCCAUCACGUUCAAAAAAUAAUCGUUAUGAAUUGAAAAUCUUGUCGCAACCUGAAGAACAGCAUAGAGCAAGAUAUCUGACUGAAGGUAGUCGUGGUGCUAUAAAAGAUAAAUCUGGACAUGGUUAUCCAAUUGUAAAACUUUUCGGUUAUACCCGACAACCAAUUAAAAUACAAUGUUUUAUUGGACAUGAUAAACAUAUUGGUGUACCGCAUUUAUUUUAUCAGGCAUCGAAAAUUGCCGGGAAGAAUUCAACAAAUUGUAUGUUAAAAAAAAUUGAUGGUACAAGUAUAAUUACAAUGGAAGCAUCACCAGCUAAUAAUAUGGAAAUAAAUGUUGAUUGUAUCGGUAUAUUGAAAGAACGUAAUGUUGAUGUUGAACAAAAAUUGAAUAAAUUUCAAAAAAAUAUCAAUGAGAAUGGUAAUGGUAAUAGCAAUAUGACCACCACCAUCAAUAAUGAUCUAGAUUCAGUGGCAAAUAUUAAACGUUCAACACGUUGUCGUUUAGUAUUUCGUUGUGAAAUACCUGAAACAAUGGAAAUUUUACAAACAGUUAGCACACCUAUAUUAUGUACACAACCAUUAGGUACACCUGAAAUUAAUAAAAAAUCAAUGACCAUCUGUAAUCAUUUGGAUGGUGGUGAAGAAUUAUUUAUAAUUGGUAAAAAUUUUCUAAAAGAUGCUAAAGUUAUAUUUCGUAAUGAUAAAUGGAUGAAAAUUGUUGAACCAAAUCGUGAAUAUCUUAAAUCGACACAUUUGAUUUGUAAAAUUCCACCAUAUGAUUUACCAACGACAACAAAAUUAUCUCAACAAAUACAGACACGAUCAUCAUCCUCAUCAGCGGCAACAACAGCCGAUCAAAAAUUAAUCGAAGUUUUUCUAAUGGUCAAAAGUGGUGGAAAAUGUUCAGAUUCACAUAGAUUUUAUUAUCGUUUGCCAGAUAAUCGAAUCAAUAAUUCAAGUUCAAAUUUACAACAACAAACAUCAAACACUGGUAAUAACAUGAUGAUGAUGAGAAAUCGACGACGAAUGACGGAAUCAUCAACAUCAACAUCGGCGACAACGAUAAACAAUUCUAGAGCAGCGGAAUUACUUGAUUUUAUUGGAAAUCAAAUAAAAUUGGAAACAGAUUUACAAUCACCAAAUUUAUCUGUCACGAUGGUAAAUGAUCAACAACAACAACAACAACAGCCGAUGAUAAUGACCAAUUUAGCACAGCAACAACAACAGCAAUCUUGUGGUCAAGCGGUUGAUCAGAUUAUAAUUCCUUCCGUUGAACAAACAAUAACAACGCCGCCGCCAACAGCAACAACAACAAUGAUCACUAAUAAUGAUCAAUUAAAUAAUAAUAGUAAAGAAUUGAAUGAUAAUAAUGAUUUGAAUGAAUUAAGCUCAUCCGAAAAAUCUAUUCCUAAUUUAGUUUGUAAUGAAAACAAUAACAACAAUUUAUUAACAACAGCUACAAAUUUACCUUUAGCUACAAACUUACCUUCGAACAACUUAGCUUUAAAUUCAUCGAUUAUUGUUCCUGUUGAAAAUAACCAAACGUUACAAUCAACAAUAAAUCAUCAGACCAAUGAAAACACUUUAAUUAUGGAUAUGAAUCUAUCUCAUCAUAAUCAUCAUCAUAAUCCUCAUACUGGUCAUCGUACUGGACAUCAUCCACAUCCACAUCAUCAUUUGGAAUUUAUUGAUCAUCAUUUACAAUCCACUACUACCUCUUUAUCGUCAUCGACGGCUACUCAACAAUCAACAGCAGCAGCAGCAACAGUCGUAGACUCUAAUGAAACAAACCAAUCGAUUCAGCAACAGCAAAUAACCAAUGGAACAAACAUUCAACAACAACAGCAACAUAAUUUAUAUUCAAUGUUAUCAUCAACAACACCAUCAGCAUCAUCAACAUCAUCAACACAAUCAGCAUCAUCAUCACCGACAAUUAUUGAUCCAACAGCAACAGCAUCAUCAACAACAAUAAUGUCAUUUAUAUCAAAUCAAAAUAUUAUGGCGCCUUGUAUAGAACAAGUAUCAUUAACACCAUCACCAUCAUCAAUAUCAUCAUCAUCAUCAUCAUCAUCAGCGAAUACAUUAUCAUCAACAUCAUCAUCACCAUCUUGCAGUGGUGGUGGUGGUAGUAUAUCAUCAAAUAUUAUCAAACAAGAAGAAUUAUUAGAUACAUUAUUAUUAAGAGGAUGUAAUCCUUUGAAUGUAAAUCAACAAUCAACAAAUCAACAAACAGUACAAAUUGAUCAACAACAACAAUGUACUAGUUCUGUAUCGUCAAUGGGAGCAAAUUUGAUAUCGGAUCAACAACAACAACAAUUACAAUAUUUGAAUGGUACACAUUUUGGCGCCCAAUUGCUAGGCACCAAUAAUACCAAUGCUACAGUUCAACAAUCGGAAUCAUUUUUACAGCCGGAUUUUAAUAAUCAAUCAAAUGUUUCUAUGCAAAUUGUUACGGGCAAUCAAUCAUCAUCAUCAUCAUCAUUUGUUUCAUCAAUCGAUCAUCCAAUGAUAAAUAUUAAAAAUGAAAAUGAUUCAAAUCUUUCACCACCACAACAACAACAACAGCAAACAAAUUCUUUAGUAACCAAUAAUAACCAAAUUACGAAUAAUACUACUAUCGAUACAACGUCAUUAUUACCUGAAAUAAGUUUACAAGAUUUAAAUAAACAAUUGAAUGCAAUUGUUACACAACAAUCUGUCGCCGUUGUUGGUGGUUGUCCUGUACCAACACAGCAACCAACAACAUCUUCAUCGAUUAUCGAACCAGCUACACAAUCAAAUAUAGCUACUAAUAUAACAAUGGCUAUGGAAGGUGUUUUGGAUGGAACUUAUUCAUCAACAUCACCAUCAUCAACAUCAACAUCGACAACAAAUAAUUUUUUAGUUUCGAAUACAAAUGAUAAUACGAAUACAAAUUCACCAUUAAUCGAUCAAAUAAUGAAUACAUUGAAUCAAACAGUAACCACUACAAAUGUUCAAAGUAAUCCAAAUCAAUCAAUAGAUUCUUUUAUGCAAACAAUACCAAUAUCAUCGACUAAUCAAGAUCCAUUAGCGAUAACAUUAGCCUGUCAAUCGGGAAAUCAACAGCCAUCAACAAUACCAUGUCCAAUGAUGACAAAUGAUGAUUGUCCACCACCACCACCAUUGACCACCAUACAUCAUCAAACACAAUCAGCAAUGACAAUUACCGAACCAAAUAUUGUUGUAACAACAACAUCCUGUAUAAAUCCUGAAACAUUAAACAUACUCGAACAACAACAGGUUGCAAAUCAGAUGCUAAACAACAACAACAACAACAUUAUAGCUGUUAAUGCUAUCGGUAAUCAAUUACAAAAUAUAGCCAUGUCAGUUGAUCCUACUCCAACAUUAUCAUCAAAUUCAACGAUUAUUAAUACCAAUCAAAUAUCAUCACCGCCAUUAUCAUCAUCGACAACAAAAGUUGAUAUGCUAAUAGGUUCGGGUAAUUUAGCAUCUUAUUGUCAUCAAGAUUUGACAUCGACAACAUCAACAACAAAUAAUUUAUCACCACAACAGCAACAAUUGAAUAAUCCUGAAUCAGUAAAUCAACUACAGCAACAACAACAAGUUUUCGGAAUGACUAUAAUGUCCAAUUCUACUGAAACAGCAAACAAAUCGAAUGAAUUAAUAUUACCAACGCCAACAUCGAUGAUAACGAAUCAAAAUCAACCACCAUUGAUGGAUCAUUCAUUGUCAAACAUUUGUACAUCUACAAUAAUAAGCAAUAAUAAUAAUGAUACAGUAUUAUCGGCAACAACAUCAUCAUCAUCAACAACAACAACAACGACAAACGAACAAAAUGAUUUAAUGACCAGUGCACAAUCAAAUAUAUGUCCAAUGUCAAAAAUGAGCGAUGCUGAAUUGAUUGUAUUUAUUGAUCCAAAAACAUUUGAUUGAUAGC